Cryptomeria japonica (Japanese cedar) is the source of this 522-nucleotide messenger RNA. RefSeq lists its product as uncharacterized. The record is from RefSeq and is a predicted model, not a curated record. Lineage: Eukaryota; Viridiplantae; Streptophyta; Pinopsida; Cupressales; Cupressaceae. The transcript has a single exon. Bases 1 to 522 code for a protein of 173 amino acids. Gene Ontology annotation, molecular function: RNA-DNA hybrid ribonuclease activity; nucleic acid binding.
AUGGAAAAACGAUGGAAGGGCUUGUCCUUUCCUCCCUUUGUAGGAGUAGGCCCUAUGGCCAGCCUCCAAUCAAGGGCGACAUGCAGAUGGCAGCCCCCUGGUGAAGGGUGGAUGAAGCUAAACUUUGAUGGGGCUGCCCGGGGCAACCCAGGGCAAGCCGGGAUUGGAUGCGUUGUUCAUAACUGGGAAGGCAAAGAAAUAGCAGCCCUUGCCUCUCCAGUUGGCAUCAACACAAACAACUGGGCAGAACUGAUGGCCCUGGUGGAAGGCUUGCUCUUAUGCAGGAAACUUGAAGUUAAAUUCUUAGAUAUUGAGGGAGAUUCGGCUAUAAUUGUCAAUGCUCUAAGGAAAGGGAGCAUGCCUAAUUGGAAACUUAAUACCUUGUUGUCAAAGGCUAUAGACUUAUGCAAAGGUUUUCAUAGGUUUACAAUUAAUCAUAUCUAUAGGGAAGGCAAUAAAAGGGUGGAUGAGCUAGCCAACUUGGGAGCUAAUGGCAUCAAGCUCCUUUCUAUGCCAACCUAA